AUGAAAAACUCUACAGUAACAACAUUCAUUCUGCUGGGACUGACAGAUGACCCUGAGCUGCAAGUUCUGAUUUUUAUCUUUCUAUUUUUUACCUAUCUGCUGAGUGUGACUGGAAAUCUGACCAUCAUCACCCUCACUUUUGUGGAUCCCCACCUUCAAACACCCAUGUACAUUUUUUUACAAAAUUUCUCCUUCUUGGAGAUCUCAUUCACCACUGCCUGUAUUCCCAGGUACUUGUAUAACAUAGCCACAGGUGACAAGGUCAUUACCUAUAAUGCUUGUGUCAUCCAAGUGUUUUUUACUGACCUCUUUGCGGUAACAGAAUUUUUCCUGCUGGCCGCCAUGUCCUAUGACCGCUACGUGGCCAUCUGCAAACCCUUGCAUUACGGCACCAUCAUGAGCAGCAGAGUCCGCAGGAGUCUUAUUUUUUCCUGCUGGUUGGCUGGCUUGUUGGUCAUAACCUCCCCACUUAGUUUGGGGCUACAUCUGAAUUUCUGUGACUCAAAUUUGAUUGAUCAUUUUCUCUGUGAUGCUUCUCCCCUCCUGAAGAUAUCAUGUUCAGACACACGGCUCAUGGAACAGACUGUUUUAAUCUGUGCUGUGCUGACCCUUAUUUUGACCCUUGUAUGUGUAGUUUUAUCUUAUACUUAUAUUAUCAAAACGAUUUUAGGAUUUCCAUCUGUCCAGCAAAGAAAAAAAGCCUUUUCCACCUGUUCUUCUCACAUGAUUGUUGUUUCCAUCACCUACGGCACAUGUAUGUUCAUUUAUAUGAAUCCUACAGCAAAAGAAGAA
Messenger RNA from Suricata suricatta (meerkat), 792 nucleotides. Its product is annotated as olfactory receptor 6C68-like. NCBI's taxonomy places the organism in Eukaryota, Metazoa, Chordata, Mammalia, Carnivora, Herpestidae. The annotation marks the transcript as partial. The transcript has a single exon. Gene Ontology annotation, molecular function: G protein-coupled receptor activity; olfactory receptor activity. Gene Ontology annotation, biological process: G protein-coupled receptor signaling pathway. The record is from RefSeq and is a predicted model, not a curated record. Gene Ontology annotation, cellular component: membrane.